Molecule: messenger RNA, 1353 nt
Organism: Ipomoea triloba (trilobed morning glory)
Lineage: Eukaryota; Viridiplantae; Streptophyta; Magnoliopsida; Solanales; Convolvulaceae
Product: probable WRKY transcription factor 12
Exons: 4
Coding region: 371-1123 (250 amino acids)
Biological process (GO): regulation of DNA-templated transcription
Molecular function (GO): DNA-binding transcription factor activity; sequence-specific DNA binding
Source: RefSeq, a predicted model, not a curated record
UGUAUGUACAAGGUAGCAGCUAGCAGCAAAUGAAAUUCUAGUACUCCCCAACAACAACAACAUAAUACCCUAGUUUUUUUAUUACCUAGAUUGCCUCGAAGAAGCUCAUAUACAAUCUACAUGCACCCCAAACACUGCAUCUGAUCUCCCAGUUAGCAAAACCUGAGACAGGUUUUCUGUAUAUAUAUGCAGUGAGAGAAAGAGAGAGAGAGAGAGAGAGAGUUUAGAUCAGAGAAAUUAAACCACCUUAGCUUGGUUGAACAGGAUCUAUCUGCUGUAUCUGUCUGUCUGUGUUAGUUGUAGGAUAAUAUUAAUCCCAACAUCAUCAUCGUAUAUCUCCGAAGAAGAAGAAAGAGAGAGAGAGAGAGGAAUGGAAGGUGAUGAAGGAAGAUCAGGGCUACCCAAUUAUGGAUUGCAAGUCUCUUUCUCCACUACUCCCCACCAUAAUCAUCAUCAUCAUCAUGCGGCUAUGCAUCACGAAAUGGGGUUUGUACACUUCGAGGAUCAUAACCAGGCGGUUAUGAGCUUCUUAACCCCUCUCUCCUCCUCCUCUCAGCCGCUCGACGGUGGCGCCGGCAGCAGCUGCAGCAACGCCGCCUCUACCACCGCGGCCGCCGCCAAAUCCUCCAGCCACGCCGCCACGGCUUCUCUAGGGUUUAGCCACUCCGAGCCGCAGCUUUCUAACCGACCUUCAUGGAAUAAUAACGACCAGGUUGGAACAAUGGAUCCAAAGGGGGCAAACGAUGAAAAUUGCAGUGGAAAUGCAGCUGAGGGUAACAAUUCAUGGUGGAGGAGCUCCUCGUCAUCGUCGCUGGUUGAUAAGGGGAAAGUGAAGGUGAGGAGAAAGCUGAGAGAGCCCAGAUUUUGCUUCCAAACAAGGAGUGAUGUUGAUGUUCUUGAUGAUGGGUAUAAAUGGAGGAAAUAUGGGCAGAAAGUUGUCAAGAACAGCCUUCAUCCCAGAAGUUACUACCGAUGUACACACAGUAAUUGUCGGGUGAAGAAGAGAGUGGAACGGCUUUCUGAAGAUUGCAGGAUGGUAAUAACAACUUAUGAAGGUAGACACAAUCAUUCCCCCUGCGAUGACUCCAACUCUUCUGAACAUGAUUGUUUCACUUCUUUCUAGACUACAUAUAUCUAUAUCUUACUAUUUCCAUAUUUAUAUAUAUAUAUAUAUAUAAUAAUAAUAACAUUAUAUAUAUAUAUCUGUAAUGAUCGAACACAAAUAAUAUAUGUCCUCGGAUCCUAUGUUUGUAUCUAUAUAUUAUCCUCCUAAGGGUUUCAUCAACAAAUUAAAUUAGCUAGCUCAGCUCUGUCAUUUAUGUAUUAUUACAUUAUUAGUCUCCCAAAAAAAAA